UCCCGUACGAGUACGUGGCACGGAGGCAGCGCCUGGCCACAGCCGCAAGGCGGCGGCCGGCCUCCGAGCUCCCCCCUCGCCCUCCGUGCGCUCCCUUGCGGCGGUCGCCCGCCGCCCGUCCUGCAUCCUCACCAGUGAGCAUCCAUCCAUCCAGCCACAUCCUCUUUCUCAUCUCUCUCUAUAUCCACGCACUUCUUUUUUUUUUUCCUUCUUGUGUCUCUUGUGGAAUUUGCAUCAUGAACCCUAGCCCCUGUUAUAGAUGGUUUGGUAGUUUGGUGAACGGGACGAUUUCCUUUCAUGGAGAUACUUAGCAGUAAGGGUUUUUGCUUUAGCUUGAUGGACAUCUACGGAAGCAGAGCACAUAAAUUAGUGAAGGUAGGAUCCCAACCUCGACAAAUUGCCUGGCGAGCAUCAAGAAUUUGCUGUGAGCACUCUCCUGAUACUUCCAGCAAUAGAUAUGGUAGGUAUCAAAAACAACCACAAAAUGUUGAUCUCCCAGAAUUGCACCCAAAGAAGAAAAAGAAGCCAUUUCCUGUCCCAAUUAAAAAGAUGGUGCAAGCUUCUCGGCGAGAUAAAAGGCUUGCACGAAUGCGAAUAGAGAAGCCCCUUGAGCCCCCAAAGAAUGGUUUACUCGUUCCAGAGCUUAUUCCUGUAGCUUAUGAGGUCCUUGAUAACUGGAAGGUGCUCAUAAGAGGUCUUUCUCAACUGUUGAAUACAGUUACAGUGUAUGGGUGCAGAAAAUGCCCUCAAGUCCAUGUUGGUCCGAUUGGCCACCAGAUUCAAGAUUGCUAUGGAACAGGAAGCCAGCAUCGGAAUAGUCAUCAUUCUUGGGUCAGAGGAUCAAUCAACGAUAUUCUCAUCCCAAUUGAAUCUUAUCAUCUAUUUGACCCAUUUGGGUGGAGAGUCAAGCAUGAUACCAGGUUUAACUAUGAUCGGAUUCCAGCCAUCGUUGAGCUAUGCAUUCAAGCUGGUGUUGACUUGCCACAAUAUCCCUCGAGGCGACGAACCGCUCCUGUCCGGAUGAUUGGCAAGAAAGUGAUCGACCGUGGUGGAUUUGUUGAUGAGCCUAAGCCACACCACGCACAAGACUGCACAUCCCUGCUUGCUGAGCUUGACACAUUUAGCAACCAACAAGGGCAGCAACCCACGCCGUCCAAUGUGACAGAGCUCGCGGAGAAGACACUGAAAACAUACCUAGAUCUCCGGCGAGGUGUCAAGCAGCUGAUGAGGAAAUACACAGUGAAAACAUGCGGAUAUUGCUCUGAGGUUCACGUUGGCCCAUGGGGCCACAAUGUGAAGCUCUGUGGAGCUUUCAAGCACCAAUGGCGAGAUGGCAAGCAUGGAUGGCAAGAUGCAGUGCUAGACGAUGUCAUCCCACCAAACUAUGUGUGGCAUGUCCGCGACCCCGCUGGCCCCCCUCUCAGAUCCUCCCUGAGGAGCUUCUACGGCAAAGCUCCGGCCAUUGUUGAGCUGUGCGUGCAGGCUGGAGCCAAGAUACCUGAAGAGUACCGGCCGAUGAUGAGAGACGAUGUCGUCAUCCCAGACUCAGAAGAAGCUAGGAUGGCUGCAUGACCACAGUAUCCUACCCAAGAGUCCAGAUCCCAACCAAAGGUUGUGUAAUAGUAUAAUGGUAUGGCUGAACCAUGAUCAACCAGAAUUUUCAAACAGAUCGAUUCAUAUAUGUGGUAAAGUAAUCAUCAGACCAAAAGGUUAAACGCAUGAACCGAGGAUGCGCCGGCGACAAUGCUGAAAGUGAGAAAGGGUGGCCAAUGGAACAUGUAUGAUGUACAUGCCCGUUCUUGUUUAAUGGUUAAUGGCUGCAGGCUGCUUUAUUCUUGGCCUAUGCUAGACUGUGAGGCACUUCCAGUGGCUCCAUUACUUGGCCAUACAGAUGGCCUCCCCUUUGUCUGCUGGUACUAUGCUUAAUUGUCAGCUGAUUCCUUGGAUUAAACUAAUCACGGCGAUUUGUUCGGGUAUUUGUGCGCUUGGCUGUAAUUAAUCAUGGACUUGGAAAGCUAUGCACUUGUGCCCGUCUCCAGAUCACUUCGGGGGUAUGGCUACAGUAGCAAGUGUCCGAUUAUCAUAAGCUACUUGUACCGUGUACUACUCUGUAACACGAACUCUGAAGCUACUCGGUAUUAGUGUACUAUUGUUCAUGUAAUGUUGAUCUAUAUACAUCAUAUGGAUGGUGAGAAGCCAUGGAUAACCUUUUUUUCAAUAAUGUGAGUGGUGAUUCCAUGUUCUUCCGAGAAGUAAAUUACACCAACCCUGAAUCAUUUGCAAAGGGAGAAAAG
This is a messenger RNA of Oryza brachyantha (malo sina), 2294 nucleotides long. Its product is annotated as APO protein 1, chloroplastic. NCBI's taxonomy places the organism in Eukaryota, Viridiplantae, Streptophyta, Magnoliopsida, Poales, Poaceae. The transcript has 6 exons. The coding region runs from base 298 to 1572 and encodes 424 amino acids. Gene Ontology annotation, molecular function: RNA binding. The record is from RefSeq and is a predicted model, not a curated record.